Messenger RNA from Heterostelium album PN500, 1509 nucleotides. It is a transcript of the gene hbx10, whose product is annotated as homeobox domain-containing protein. Gene Ontology annotation, biological process: cell differentiation; regulation of transcription by RNA polymerase II. The transcript has 2 exons. The coding region runs from base 1 to 1509 and encodes 502 amino acids. Gene Ontology annotation, molecular function: DNA-binding transcription factor activity, RNA polymerase II-specific; RNA polymerase II cis-regulatory region sequence-specific DNA binding. The record is from RefSeq and is a predicted model, not a curated record. NCBI's taxonomy places the organism in Eukaryota, Evosea, Eumycetozoa, Acytosteliales, Acytosteliaceae.
AUGGAAAUUAUCCAAGAACAAAAUCAAAUCUUUGCUAAUUUCCAACAAUAUAAGCAAAGAGCUCAACAGCAACAACAAUUACAAUCAAUGUCAUCUUUAAAACCAAUUGACACAGCAACAUCCUCAGCAAACAGUAUAGAUACAAUCAUCCACAGUGGAAGUGGUCCAGUUUCACCAAUUUCAAGUGAUUCUGAUAGUUUGUCCGUAGAUGAAAAAGAUAAUACAUUAGUUACACCGGGUUGUGAUGAUGAAAGAGAAAUUGGUUUAGUUGCCAAUAUUUUAUUAAAUAUUUCCUCUGUUGGAAUUCCAAGUGUACCAUCAUCAUCAAAUUUCGAUGUAUCAUCAUCAGCCUCAUCAGUACCCAUUAUGAAUUUGAAACUCACUGAUAGCUCCAAUGUAGUGCCAUUCGAGUCGACUUCAAAUGUAAUUGGUGAGGAUUCCCGUCAGUCUGUCAGUUUAAAUAAUUCAAUUAGUGAUUUACGUACCAGUGGUUCUGGAAUUCCGCCAGUGAUCAACCCAUUGUCUCAAUCAUUACAAUCGACAUCCGCCUACAAAAAGAAACGUCAAAGAACUUCACCAGAGCAACUUGCAAUUCUCGAGCAAAUUUUUGAAACCGAUAAAAUGCCAUCUCAACAGAUCCGUAUUCGUUUGGCCAACCAAUUGGGAAUGUCCAGUCGUAGAGUCCAAAUCUGGUUCCAAAAUAAACGUGCCAAAGUCAAGCGUGGUGUAUUCACCAAGGGUGACGGUGAUGACGAUGUCCUCGAUGAUGAAGCCAUCGAUGAGGAAGACAUGGACGACGAUACCUCGUUGACCAUCGAUGAGUCCAGUGGCUCCAAUCUCUUAAAUAGCCUAAGUUCAUCACUUAACGGAAUGAACAGUCUUUCCAAUAAUAGUUCACCCAUUUCCAUGGGAAUGAACGGUCUCGGUGAUAAUAUUGUGCCAUCGAUUUCACCAUUGAUGUUGGCGACCAAUCCAAAUCCAAAUAUGGUCAAGGCGUCUUCAAUGAUGUCUCACUUUAGUUUGGGCCAACCAAUUCCACCAUCAACCUCAUCUUCAUCUUCACUCUCAUCCUCAUCAUCAUCCAUCAAAACAAUCAAACCAUCGUUAUCAUCAAAUUCUUUGACAUCUUUGGCUGGCAGCACCACCUCUACAACUACCACACAGUCAUCGCCAACCUCAUCGACAACACCUGCAUUGGUACCGUCACCAACAAACAAACGCAAGAAGACAUCACGUCCAUCUUCGCCAACCUCUGGUAACAACACACCAUUGCUUUCACCCAUUGCUUUCCAACCAACAAGCUCAACCUUGCCAUCACUCUCACAAAUCAAAUUAAACUCUUCAUCAGCACACAUUCCAACAAACAACUCAUUCAAACCAUAUACUUUUCCAUUUGACAACACUAACAAUACCAACAACAACAACAACAACAACACCAACAAUACCAACAACAACGCACCAACAAAUAGCAGUGGUUCAUCUUUUGAAUCUCUUAGAUUCGCAAACUAA